Molecule: messenger RNA, 2597 nt
Organism: Chelmon rostratus (copperband butterflyfish)
Lineage: Eukaryota; Metazoa; Chordata; Actinopteri; Chaetodontiformes; Chaetodontidae
Gene: tnip2
Product: TNFAIP3 interacting protein 2
Exons: 6
Coding region: 404-1777 (457 amino acids)
Biological process (GO): cellular response to lipopolysaccharide; regulation of transcription by RNA polymerase II
Molecular function (GO): K63-linked polyubiquitin modification-dependent protein binding
Source: RefSeq, a predicted model, not a curated record
UACGACGGUCUUGAAUGCACCACCGGUACCUCUCUUUCAGCCGUUGGCGGCACCUAGCUAAAACUUUUCUUUAGCCUGUAUGUAGGAUUUGCGCUUCUGUCUUUUUCUUUACAAUUUCUGCCAAUAGGCUAUAAAAACCCUUUUACCUCCCAAUGACGGUCGACGGUGAAUCUUUGAGAGCAGGCAGGGCUCAGUUUGACGAAGCUCAAAAAAGUCCGCGGGGAAGUUCCCUAGGAAAUCCCCCAAGACUGUUCGGGGAUAUUAUUCUCGACACUGAUGCGCCAAAGCUCCGACACAAUUGACCUCCUCGGUGCAUUUCUGAAGACACACGGCGAGGAGCAGAGGCGUCAAAUGCUGGAUUACUAAAAGACGAAUCCUUCUGUCAAAUCUUACGAAGCCCGCAAUGGAUAACGUCAGUAUAAACACGGAUAACGACGCGCUGAAAGACAAGAUCCGGAGUUACAGCACGCUGAAUUCUCUGUACCAUGAGACGCGGCAGGAAAUCGACCUCCUCAAUAAGCAAAUCUAUGUAAAGGACAGUAUCAUUGCAGAUUUGAAAGCGAGGCUGGGGAGAUACGAGAGGAUCUACAUGACGGUGGGCGACAACGAGUCCGUGGUCAUCGGGCCGUCCAAGUCUCUGCUGGAGAGUCUGUGCAAAGAAAUAUGCAAACUGAAACAGAAGAGGAACGACAUGGAGUUCAAGGCGUCUCGACAGGCAGAGGAGAUCCAGAGGCUGAAUGUGCAGCUCAGGGAGAAGGAGCUGGAGCUGGAGAGAGUCAGGUGUCAGCCAGACCACGAGAAGGACCAGGAGAUCCAGAGGCUGCGGUCCGCCCUGGAGGAGAGGGAGCGUGCCGAGGCCACCAGAGCCGUGCUCUGCACGUCCCUGGCGGAAGAGGCGGACCAGCUGCGCAGCCAGCUGGGUGCAACCGUGAAGGUGUGCCAGGAGCUGCUGAGUAGGCUGGAGAAGGAGAAGAUGGGAGGAGAAGAAGUGGAGGUUGUGGCUCAGCAGCAGAAGGCUAAGGAGAUGUCUGAGUCCUCUGACAUGAGUGGUAUUAACACUGAAAUCCGCAAACUGCAGGAGGAGAAUCAACAACUAAAGCAGCGAGUGGCAUAUGUACAAGGCCUGAAUUCUCAGUGGCAGAAGUACGACUCCAGCAGGGAGGACUAUAUCAGAGGUUUAUGUCAGAGGCUGAAGGAGACCUCUGGGCAGGGCUUGAUUCCAGGGCUGGGCUCUGUAAGCACAGGGUUGCUUCAUCAUGAGAUUUCCAGGCUCAACAGCUUACUUGAGGAAAAGAUGAGCGAGUGCGAGCGGCUGGAAAGAGAAGUGGAGAACGUAAGGAGGCAGGACCAAGAGCGAAUCCAGACUCUGGAGCAGCAGGUGCUCAUCUACACAGAGGACUUUAAGUCCGAGCGUGCCGACAGGGAGCGAGCACAGGGCCAAAUUGAAGACCUGAAAGAGCAGGUUUAUCAGUUAAAACGACAGCUACACAAACAGGGGGCAAGCAGAGAGAACAGAGAAGUGGUUCCCAUGUGUCGUGUGCAUAUAGGACACAGGAUCUCCUCAAGGCGACAUAAGGACUCUUCAGAGCCUCUAUUGAGGACCACAGCUGAGAUGCAGCCGCCCGCAGCUGCAGCAGCGGCAACAUCACCACCAAACCCUGCUUGGAACGAAUGCCCAGGCCUGUCAGAGCUACAGUGCCCGCAGUGCCUCGCCACGUUCAGCGACGGGGAAACAGCAGAGUACCUGAACCAUUGUGAAGAGUGCGCCAAACUAUAAACGGAACAACAUUCAUGUGGAAGAGACAGUUAUAUCUCUCGCUGACAGUAACCGAACACUCAAGAGCAGCACUACACGGCAGAAAAAUAGCCAGAGUGGAGUAUCCAAUCCAGAGAGGCUUGACAACAAAUGAAACGACUGAUUUAAGAUGUUUGGACACGGUGAAGAAAAGCUGUACAACCCAAAGUUCCCCUGUUGUAAGACAAAUGAGUUCAUCAAGCUUCUUAAGUCUGUAUAGUUCAUAUCUAGUGCCUCGUUCUUAGUGUUCUCCUGUUGCAACACAGGAGGUUAUUGUGGUGGAGAAGUGGAUGCCAAUGCAAUAUAUUAAAUAUCAUAUACCUCAGUCUGUCAAAUUACAAACCUAUUGCACUUUCUUCACAUUUAACCAAGAAUUAAUCGUAGGGACGUACGAUUAAGAGAUACAUGAUGCAUAAGCUUCUUAUUUUGGAUCGAGACAUGUAGUUAAUAUGGUGCUAUUAGUUGUUUAUUUUUGAUUGAACUUUACAUAUUUCUGUUGUGUAAAUUAUAUAUUCUUAAGAACAGAUUUAAAAUAUAUAACUAUUAUAUUAAUAUUUAUUCUCUUUGCAUAAAUAUUUGGAAAAGGCAAAUCAUGUAAGUGCCUUUUUUCUGUUAAAGCCCUUAAACAUUUUUUUCCUGGUAAACAUUUGGGAUCAGAAAUGUUAGUUAGAACUGAAAAAAUGUUCAAGAUCCACUUUUGUAUUUAAAGAUUGCAUCCCAAACUGACAAUAUGCUUAUUCUUGGAGAUCUGGUGCUGUUUUUCUUGAGCUGGCACAUUAUUUUUGUAAUAAAAGACUGUUUA